This is a messenger RNA of Etheostoma cragini (Arkansas darter), 4572 nucleotides long. RefSeq names its product alpha-2-macroglobulin-like. Gene Ontology annotation, molecular function: endopeptidase inhibitor activity. Gene Ontology annotation, cellular component: extracellular region. The coding region runs from base 1 to 4413 and encodes 1470 amino acids. The transcript is spliced from 36 exons. Lineage: Eukaryota; Metazoa; Chordata; Actinopteri; Perciformes; Percidae. The record is from RefSeq and is a predicted model, not a curated record.
AUGGGUCGUCCCGGGAUUCAGAUGUGGACAUGGAAACUGUGUGUCUUCUUGGGCUGGAUGUCCGUGGGCCAAGCGGUGUCAGGACCGCAGUACAUGGUAGCCAUUCCUGCAGUCCUUGAAUCUGGAGCUGAGACCAAAUUCUGUGUGAGUCUCCUGCAGCCCAAAGAGACUCUGGAAAUGAGAGUCACUCUGAUGUCCCAAGAGGAGAAUACAACCCUUCUGAAGGAGAUGUGCAGUGAAGAAUUUCAUACCUGCAUUAAAUUUAAGGUUCCUUUAGUGCAGGAUGAAGUGGUGCAGAACUUGGAGGUGGUGGUACGAGGCAACGCAUUCUACUCUAGAGAAGUCCGAAAAGUUAAGAUCAAAGUCUAUAAACCAAUGACAUUCAUCCAAACAGAUAAACCAAUCUACCUCCCAGGACAAACAGUGCAAUUCAGAGUCAUCACAUUGGAUACCAAGUUUAUACCUGUCAAUCAGCUGUAUGAUAUAAUCGAAAUUGAGGAUUCUACCAGCAACAGGAUUGGACAGUGGCUGAAUGAAACUUCCAAUAGUAAGAUAUUGCAGCUUUCUUACGCCUUGAACUCUGAGGCCCGUGAAGGAGCCUACCAAGUUACUGUGUCGAUUGGGUUAGAUAAAAUACAACACAGCUUCAAGGUGGAAAAAUACGUUUUACCUAAAUUUGACGUCAAAUUAAAUGCGGCUAAUGAAGUAAGUUUUAAUCAGGAAGAAAUCAAGGCUGAAGUAUGUGCAACGUAUACAUACGGCCAGCCUGUGCCAGGUAGUGUUGACAUCAAGGUGUGCCGACCUUUUAGUGCCUAUGUUGGUAUACCCCUUAUAUACACCCCUGAACAUCCAGAGGGAAUCCCUGAAAUACAGAUGCCUUGUUAUGAGGAGACAAAGCAGACGGACAAGAGAGGCUGUGCCACUUUUAUCUUCACAAUGUCAACUUUCACAAAAAUUGCGCAAAAGGCACUACGAGAUGUACUGCAACUCACUGCAAAUAUGGAAGAGGAGGGCACAGGUAUUUCACGCUCACAAGAGAAGACCACAGUGAUUUCAUAUGUUGUUGGAAAGUUGUCUUUCACUGACACUCCCAAGAUUUAUAACAAGGGUUCAGAUGUGGAAGGAAAAGUUAAAGCUGUUUAUUACAAUAAUACACCCAUUCCUGACAUGCCGGUGUUCCUGCUUGAGGGGGAAAGGUGGUCAUCGCGUUUGUUACAGAAUCUCACAACCGACAAUGAUGGUGUCGCCACUUUCUCAUUACGCACAGCUGACUUUAAAGGGGACAUCCAAUUACAAGUUAGUGCCACACCGACACUGGGCUACCCUCCUUACAGAACGCCAUACUUUGAGUCUAACAAUCACAAAAUGUCUUUGGCCACACUUUCUUCUCCUGAUACUAAAACAGUCAGCUCCCUGGACGUAAAGAAGAAGGAUGAACCACUUUCCUGUGACAAAGAAGAAGACAUCUUCAUCCAAUACACCGUAGUUGGAGAGGCCCAGGGCAUUGUGGAUGUGAUCUGUCUGGUCUUAUCAAGAGGAGCUAUUGUUAUACAGGGAGUUAAACGGGUUGAAGUUAAAGACAAAUCAGUGAAUGAGGGCGAGGUGUCCUUUAAGCUGACAGUGUCUCCAGACAUGGCACCAGACGUCCAGGUUGUGGUUUACGCCAUCCUCCCCAGUGAGACUGUGAUCGCCAACAGCGCUGACUUCUCUACUGAGCAAUGCUUUAGUCACAAGGUGUCGCUGGACUUUUCUCCGUCCUCGGCUGUCCCAGGAGAGGAGACCAUCAUGCAGGUUACCGCCCAGCCAAAAUCUCUGUGUGGUGUGAGCGCUGUUGACCAGAGCGUCCUCAUCAAGGAGCCAGGGAAGACUCUGGAUGCAAACAAGAUAUUUCAAUUGUUGCCGGUCAAGAAAAUGUCCUAUAUUCCAUAUGACGUUCAAGAUGGUGCACGAUGUUUGCAUGUGAGACCAAGAAGAUAUGUCUUGCCAUACCCCAUUGUUGGUGCGACAGCUGAUGCUUAUACAGUUUUCCAGAAUGUAGGGAUGAAGAUGGCAACGAACAUGAUUAUCCGACAGCCUUCAUGUCUCAGAUACAGAGGAAGAGACUACAUACAGGGCCGUGGUGUUAAUGGUUUUUAUGGUGGUUAUGGUGGUUAUGGUGUUGGUUUAAGCUAUAAUUCAGUUCCUACCAUGGCCAGAGGCCAGGCUGGACUUCCUGGGAUUCCUGAUUUGUCAUCUCCUAAUAAACCACCAAAAGAGACAGUCCGCACUUUCUUCCCUGAGACCUGGAUAUGGGACCUGGUGGACGUUGGAGAGUCUGGAACGAAGGAUGUGGCCCUCAGUGUCCCGGACACCAUCACCACCUGGGAGACGGAGGCUUUCUGUCUGUCCCCUCAAGGUUUCGGCUUGGCUCCACGUAAAAACAUCACUGUCUUUCAGCCCUUCUUCCUGGAGCUCAGCCUGCCCUACUCCAUCAUCCGGGGGGAGCACUUUGAACUGAAGGCAACCAUCUUCAACUACCUGACCAGUUGCAUCAUGGUCUCUGUGACUCCAACCCCCUCCUUAGAUUACACCCUCACCCCCCUCUCUGGUGACCAGUACACAUCUUGUCUGUGCGGCAAUGAGCGCAAGACCCUCAGCUGGACCAUGGCCCCCUCAGCCUUAGGAGUUGUAAAUGUGUCAGUGAGUGCUGAGGCUGUGACAUCCCAAAUUUCAUGUGACAAUGAGGUUGUGCGCGUGCCUGAAAGGGGACGAAUUGACGUGGUUACACGACCUCUCAUAGUAAAGGCUGAGGGAACUGAGAUGACAAAGACCUACAACUGGCUGCUCUGCCCAAAAGGGGAAGCUUUGACAGAGGAAAUGGACAUACAACUCCCUGAGGACACGAUUGAUGGAUCUGCCCGUGCUUCAGCAUCAGUCCUUGGUGACAUUCUGGGCCGGGCUCUGAAGAACCUGGAUGGGCUGCUGCAGAUGCCGUAUGGAUGUGGUGAGCAGAACAUGGCACUCCUCGCCCCAAACAUCUACAUCCUCGAGUACCUGAGAAACACACAGCAGCUGACCCCAGCCAUCAAGGAAAAGGCUACCAACUUCCUGACCAGUGGCUACCAGAGACAGCUGAACUAUAAACAUGAGGACGGUGCUUACAGCACAUUUGGUGCAGGACCAGGGAACACUUGGCUGACUGCAUUUGUGUUGAGAUCUUUUGCCAAAGCACAGUCUUUCAUCUACAUUGACCCAGCAAACAUUGAAGCGUCCAUGACUUGGCUGGAAAGUAAACAACGAAAAAAUGGCUGUUUUGAACAAUCAGGAAAGCUCUUCAACAACAGAAUGAAGGGUGGUGUGUCUGAUAAAGUUGCUCUCAGUGCCUACAUCACUGCUGCCUUCUUGGAGAUGAAUAUCCCCAGAGAUGAUCCUGCGCUUCAUGGACCUGUGAAUUCUAGCUUGUCUUGCCUAAAGGAGUCCAUCAGUGACCUCAGCAACACCUACACCACAGCUCUGCUGGCGUACGUCUUCACCCUGGCAGGAGACAUGGAGACCCGUGCUCACCUACUGAAGCACCUAGACACUGCUGCAUCACAAGAAGGAGGUUUCCUCCACUGGUCUCAGACAGAAACAGAAACGUCAGCCUCUCUGUCUGUGGAGAUCAGCUCCUAUGUGCUGCUGGCUAAACUCAGUGCCUCUCCAACUGCUGAAGACCUGGGCUACGCCAGCCGCAUCGUUAGAUGGCUGACUAGCCAGCAGAACUAUUACGGAGGAUUCUCCUCCACACAGGACACCGUGGUGGCUCUUCAGGCUCUGGCUCUCUACUCCACUCUGGUGUUCAGUCCAGUGGGUUCAACCAUAGUGACGGUCCAGUCUCCCAGUGGCCAGCUGACGUUUGAUGUGAAUCAGAACAACAAACUGCUCUACCAGGAGAAGAAGCUGCAGGGCGUGACAGGAAAGUACAGCCUGGAGGUGAAGGGGACUGCAUGUGCUGCAAUACAGAUUUCUCUUGUCUAUAACAUCCCAACUCCUGCUGAUGUUACGACUCUCAGUGUUGAGGUUAAACCAGAGGCCGACUGCACCAGCAAAAGACCCAAACUCAUUCUGAAACUAACAUCCCUAUACAGUGGAAAGGAGCCCAGUACUAACAUGGUUAUCUUGGAUAUCAGAAUGCUUUCUGGAUUUGUCCCAGACCCAGAGUCUUUGAACAUGCUCAAAGGUGCCCUGCUGGUGGAUCGUGUUGAACAAAAGGAGGAUCACGUUCUGGUGUACAUACGGGAGUUAACGAAGGACAUAGGCAUCAACCACAGCCUAACGCUCAUACAGGACCACCAAGUACAGAACCUGAAGCCAGCUGUGGUCAAGAUAUACGACUACUACCAGCCAAGUGACCAGUCUGAUAGAGAAUACAUCUACCCUUGUGUUGCAGCUUGAAGAGCGUGUGGUCAGUCCUCGAGUCAUCCAGAUGAUACAUAUUAUGUACUUAACACCAUGUCUGUUGGUAUUUCCUUGUUAGUAUUCUGCCACAACCACUUACAGCUGUGUAACUACUGAGUCUGAAGUGAAAUACAUGCGUAAUGGAUAAUUAAAUAA